CCCUCAGCCUCUCCAGCCCGGGAUUGCCACCGGUCCUUUCCCCGUCAGGUAUUCGUUGUGGGCUCUCUAGCCUUAGCUCUCCACCCAGCCAGGCUCUCUACAGUCUUGCGGGGUGUCGCUGGGUGCUCAGAAGUGCGGGACCUCGGGGUAAGGAGUUAACCCUCCCCGAGUCAGUUCCAAGCUAUGGCCCCCAGAGCCAGGAGGAGCAGUGGCUGGUUACCUCAGGUCCUUGUACGUGGAAUUCUCUCCUCCUUCCCUGUAAAUGCUAGGUUCUUGUUCCUUGCUUCCAGGAGCUUCCACCUUCCUUCCACUAGUUUUUUUUUUUUUUUUUCCCCCUUACGUUGGGGUUUAUGUCUUUGUACCCCAAUACUAGGCCCCCGGACCAGUUGUUUUUGCCACAGCUGUUAGAAACACCUGAACCCUUAUUUACUGCAUAGUUUCUAAAAGUUACUCACUUUUUAAAAAACUGAAAUGCAUUUAUUUAAGAAGGAAAUAUAUUUGCAACAUUAACGGAAAGCCAGUAUCACUUGCAUAAACUAAUAACUAUUAAAGUGAGCCUCAAUAGUCUGUGUGCACCUAAAACAUCUUGCACCUUGCCUGUCACUCUUUAGGAAACACUGAUCUCGUCCAGUUUUCUCAUUUUACCCAAAAGGGAACUGAGGCCCAUGAAAUGAAGCUAGUUAUUCUGAGUCAGAGAGACACUGGUGAAGUCAGAAAUGCAAGCCCAGGACUCCCCACCCUGGCUUUCUAGUCUUCUCAGGAACGUCUGAUUGGGUUGCAGUGGUAUUAUUUGUUUUAAAAUUUUAGUUUUUUUAAAACCUGAAAGGUUUUAAACUUUAGUGGCCUUAUUGUGGGAAUUUGGAGGAAAUGACUGAUGUUUGUCAAGUGGAACUGUGUUUCCUUGGUACAAUUAAUCUUCUUAAAUGGUAAUGUCUCUAAAAGUUGAAAGGCUUUCUGGAGGAUAAAAGGUACGGCUUUUCUCUUAAAGCUGAAGGCGGAGUCCAGCUUUUGAAAUCCUGUAUAUAUAUGUAUGUACAUAUAUAUACAUAUUUAUGAUUUAUUUUAUUUUUGUAGUUGAGAAUACAACAGCAGAACAUACACCAACAAUUUCUACAGGUACAGUUCAUUGACACUGAUUACAUUCUUCGAGUUGGAAUCAUAUUUUGAAGCAAGUAACAUUGAGGGCCUGCCCUGAAUGGGAAGAGAAAACCUAAAGUCCCCAGUUUUUAUGUGACCUUUUGUAUUUUAUUUUUGUUUUGAUGCCUUUUGCCUUACUAGAUUGUGAACUUAUUGUGAACAGGUAGUGACCUCUGCCUGCCUGUUGGUGAGUAGCUGACUUCAAACAAGGGGAGUGGUUGGUGGUCCUGGGUGUGGGUUUAUAUACGCAGAAGGGGAGUGGGAGAGAGAGGAGUUCUGGAAAAAGGCAAAGAAUAAUUUAGGUGCAAGCAACACUUUAUAAAAGUUAGCAGUCUUUAUUCAGUAAACAGUUUUAUUCAUGAUUCAUGCAUGUUGGGUCAGUUGCAGAAUAUCUGAGAUUACUGGCUGGAAGCAGUGCUGAUAAACACUUUACGGAAAGUGCUUAGCUGCCCUGGAACUGAAAGGUUCUGGGGGAGCCUGAGAUCAGCUUAUUUCCUCUCUCGGGCACCACUAUUCCUGCAGAGACCUGGCACUGGGCAGAGUGAUGGUUGACACCUUGGGUUUCUAAUUUGUGUUUUAGGCCCAUGGAAUUUCCUUGAAGGUAGGACUUUUUUUUUAAUAGGUGUCACACUUGGUGAGAUUGAAUGAAAACUCAAGGCUGUGAUUUUUGUUGUUGGUAGUGGUUUGUUUUUACAUUGUUGUAAAUAUGUAUGAAACCCUUCCUCCCUCUUUCCCUCUCUCUCUUCCUUUCUUCCUUCAGAAAUGCUGUACUUACUGAGUUCUAGGCCCUGGGGAUACAACAGAUCAAAAGCCACAGUACCUGCCCUCGUGUAACUUCUGACUCACUGGUUUUUAUGUUCCUGACCUGAUAAAACCAGUGUUUCUGAGGAACAGAACACUGACUGCCCUUAUUCAUCCAACAACCAUUUAUUGGACACCUACCAUGUGCUGGGCCUCGUGUUAGAUCUGUGGUGUAGAAAAACAGCUGAUACCGAAUCACGGUUUCCAAAGCACUGGACGGGUAGAGAAGAGAUGGCCCUGGGCACUGCAUCACAGACGAGAAGAGAAGGCUCCUUGGGGUGGGACGAGGUCAAGGAAAGCUCCCAGAGGAGAUGACAUUGGAGCUGGUCCUGGGGGACGGAGGAGUGGUCUGUAGGAAGGAAGGAGGGAUGGGUAUGCCCAUUCCAGGCAGAGGAAAAGAACAGGUGGAAUAUCGAGGGGGUAAAAACCACAGUUCCUUUGAGGCAACCAAAGCCAAAGGUGUGUGGGAGACACGGUAGGAGAGAGGAAUGAAGCUCUGGAAGGUCCAGUGUCCAGUUUGGGAAGGGCCUUCCUCGCAUGCCAUACUUAGGAGUUUGGUCUUUAUUUUGCAGGCAGUAAGGAAACAUCAAAGAGUUCAAAGAAGAACCAUCCGAGUAUGGCUGAAAAGAGACAGCGGUCAGUACUGGCCCAGCAUUUACCACACAAUGGCCUCUCCUUGCUCUACUAUGACUUACCAUCAUGACAGUAGACGGAUAUUUGUGGGCCAGGAUAACGGAGCCAUAAUGGAAUUUCAUGUUUCUGAAGAUUUCAAUAAGAUGAACUUUAUCAAGACCUAUCCAGCUCAUCAGAACCGGGUGUCUGCCAUCAUCUUCAGCGUGGCUGCAGAGUGGGUGAUCAGCACCGGCCAUGACAAGUGCAUCAGCUGGAUGUGCACCCGGAGCGGGAACAUGCUCGGGAGGCACUUCUUCACCUCCUGGGCCUCGUGUUUACAAUAUGAUUUUGAUACUCAGUAUGCUUUUGUUGGGGAUUAUUCUGGACAGAUCACCCUGCUGAAGCUUGAACAGAACACGUGUUCAGUUAUUACAACCCUCAAAGGACAUGAAGGUAGUAUUGCCUGCCUCUGGUGGGACCCUAUUCAGCGGUUACUCUUCUCAGGAGCAUCUGACAACAGCAUCAUCAUGUGGGACAUUGGAGGAAGGAAAGGCCGGACACUUUUGCUUCAGGGCCAUCAUGACAGGGUGCAGUCGCUGUGCUACCUUCAGCUCACAAGGCAGCUCGUUUCUUGCUCCUCAGAUGGUGGGAUUGCUGUGUGGAACAUGGAUGUUAGCAGAGAAGAGGCUCCUCAGUGGUUGGAAAGUGAUUCCUGUCAGAAAUGUGAGCAGCCCUUUUUCUGGAAUAUAAAGCAGAUGUGGGACACAAAAACCCUGGGAUUAAGACAGCAUCACUGCAGGAAAUGCGGGCAGGCCGUCUGCGGGAAGUGUAGCAGCAAGCGCUCCAGUUACCCCAUCAUGGGCUUCGAGUUCCAGGUCCGGGUGUGCGACUCCUGUUAUGACUCCAUCAAAGAGGAAGAUCGGACUUCUCUGGCAACCUUUCAUGAAGGAAAACAUAACAUUUCCCACAUGUCCAUGGACGUUGCUAGGGGACUAAUGGUGACCUGUGGGACCGAUCGCGUUGUAAAGAUAUGGGACAUGACGCCUGUGGUUGGUUGCAGUCUGGCAACUGGAUUUUCUCCACAUUGAUCCAGGAGCUGGACGAUGUAUACACCUUACGAAAGCAACCUUCACCAAAUGAAAUCCUUCCCGUGUAGCUCCACGGUCACUGUUGCGUGAAUGGAUGGUAGCCACUUAAAUCAACAUUUUUAAGAAGAAAAAAAUGUAAAAGCAUGUUGUUGGGCGCUUGUACAACUACUCUGUGGGACUAAUGUGGAAAAGGUUUCUCUGUAGUGGUUCGCUGAGAAAUGGACUUACUUCAACGCAGUUUCCUCAUGAACAGUGAGCUACUGUGUACUGAAAGAAUAAUCUAGCAAAUGAGAGUUUUAGAGGGAAAACAUAGAAGAAAAAAGUUAACGGCCUAGAACUUUCUCAAAGUGGUUCCAAGUGUAAACACACCUCUGCUCAGACUACGUGGCUUUUCUAGGGCUGUUUGUGGCUCUGUUGGAGCAGAAAUUAAGGGGAAGGAGGACUUGUUCUCUCUUUCUUGAGGGGUGGCAAUAGGAAUUUAACAAACCAGAGAUCUCUCCUUAUCUUCUGGCAGUAUGUGAAUAUUCUCUACACUUAGUUAUUGAUAAACUUCUUACAGAUAUCUGUUCUCUUCAGGUAGUGCCAUAAUCUGCACUUAGUAUUUCAUUCACUUCAGUUUUUUCUCUUCCUGGCCAAUAUGCCCAAGGGUAAAUCUUUGUAGUUGUGAUUAAGUAAAUUGUGAAAUUUCUGUGAUAACCAAGGCAGUCCACAGUCUGCCAUUUCCCCCGAAUAUGCUCUGAGGACAAAACUUUUUUUAAUGGUGCUGUUAAUAUGAGGAUCACACAAGCCGCCUGACCUUUUCUCAUUGCAAUUAGUAAUGACGAGUGGAAAACCUAAGUUACCCCCAUGGUUGUAAUGGGAAGUGGUCAGUCUGUUCCGUGGAACAGCCCAGUCCUCCUGCUACUCACAGACAGAAUCUGUUUUUACUUCUCACUUAAGCCCAUGUGACGUUACAACUUAAUACACACCUCAGAAGGGUACUCCAGAGCUUUUAAACUAUACUGACCUUCAGUUGUAACUAAUAUUUCACAGAAAGAAACUGGUGACCCUGAACCAUAAUCAUUAACCAGGACUUACACAAUUUUUUUUUUUUUUACCAACCCAUAAGGUCCCUUCAUAGUAACUGGUAACAUUUGUUGUACAAAUGGCAUUUUUAAAGCUUUUGGCCACUUAGUACCUGGGUGGAGAAGAGGUAGCAAAUUGGGACCCGGUCAUUUAAUAUUCAAAUAUUUAUUUGUUGAUAUUUUAACAACAGAACAUGUAUGUGUUACUUUAGGGCUAUGGGAGUAGAGAGGGGCCUCCUUUUUUUAAGGACAACUUUAAAAAUAGAUAGCAACAGUGCUUUUGUUAGUUUUACUAAUGUGAGUUGAUAAGAACUCAUUAUUGUAUCACCAGGUUGGCAUCGUAUCAAGACAACAUGGUCGCUCUUACCUGAUAAAACUAAGGCACAGAAUCUGCUUUAUAACAACAGCUUAGAGGGACUCUAACUCUUAAGAAAGGCAGUGAGAAGAAGAUGGAGGACGGGUGUAUUACAUUCUAGCAUGACCUGCAUUAAAAGUUGACUUGUCUUCAGAAAUAAGAUGAAGGGUUUUGUUGCUCUUUAUAAUUUUUUGUGUUAUAUCACGUAGGAAAGAUUUUUCUCUUUAAAAAAGCUUUUCCUAGGUUCAACAUAGCCUGGAAGAAAAAUUGAGCGAUGGUAACUUUUAAGCCACAAUGACGAAUGUUCAACUUCUUGUAUUAAUUUUAGUUCAGUUCAGUUCAGUUUAGUUCAUUGUUCAGCCCAUACAAAGGUGCUAUCUCAGACAUUUAUUAAGUCCUGAAAGGAAAAUAGAAUGUGAUCAAACCCAUGCCAUGGUGAAGGGUGUAUACUGUGGUUUUGUUUUCCCUUAACUUCUGUAGAAUGUGGUGUUUUUUUUGUUAUUUUUGUUUUUUUAAUUUCUGUGGAGGACGGGCAGAAUAUUACAGCUGUGGAGAAUGCUCCAUAGCUUUCAAUCUUUAGUUUUUAAACAAUUCUUAAUGGAAAAAAAAAAAAAAAGCAUUGCAUAGAGAACACGAAGUUGUUUUAGCACCGCCCCAAAAAAAAAAAAAUUUUUUUUUUUUUUUAAGGCAUUAAGUUUUUAAG
Molecule: messenger RNA, 5760 nt
Organism: Loxodonta africana (African savanna elephant)
Lineage: Eukaryota; Metazoa; Chordata; Mammalia; Proboscidea; Elephantidae
Gene: WDFY1
Product: WD repeat and FYVE domain containing 1
Exons: 12
Coding region: 2427-3638 (403 amino acids)
Biological process (GO): positive regulation of toll-like receptor 3 signaling pathway; positive regulation of toll-like receptor 4 signaling pathway
Cellular component (GO): early endosome
Molecular function (GO): protein binding; metal ion binding
Source: RefSeq, a predicted model, not a curated record